Molecule: messenger RNA, 519 nt
Organism: Gongylonema pulchrum
Lineage: Eukaryota; Metazoa; Nematoda; Chromadorea; Rhabditida; Gongylonematidae
Source: the annotation of a GenBank genome assembly
AUGCGAUCUCCUCAUUUACAAUGGAUUGAUGAUUAUAGUUCUGCUUUUAUUAUCAUUAGAACAAAAUGAUUGGAAGAAGAUGGCGUUGAUGUGGCAUUCGCCAGAAAUCUUCCUUCUAAUAAGGAUUUAUCAUCGGUGCAAGCAGAGCAGCAGAAUGCAGCAAGUCGUCUGGCCGGAACCGAACUGCUCACGGAAUUGGGAAUUAUUGAGGACCAUGAUGAUUCUGCUGGCGAAGGCACAAGUUCGAAUAUGGCAAAUCCAGUCCGGACAAAAUGGUCCUCGUCGCAUGGUAUGGUACAGUGCUCGGAAUGUUCCCGUACAUUUCUUAAUAUUACCAGGUUAGAGAAGCAUAUUGCCGGUGUUCAUCAGACAACUGGAGCGCAUCCAUGUUUGCUUUGUGGCAGCCGUUUUAAGAAUGAAUUAAUCCUCCUCAAUCAUUACCGCUAUAUGUGCCCUUACACAAGAUCAUACAUUGAUGAAGAAAAGAGGGAACAGGUAAGCAAAGCCUUUUGUUUUUAA